CCUGCCGCGCCGCCUGGCUGUGAGAGAAGGAGCCCGGGCGGGGGCUCGGGGGCUCCGCGCUGCGCCCCGCUGCCGUGGCGGCCCCCCCUAUGGUGCGCCCCGAGGAUGGCGAAGAGACCGCGCAGUGAGGAAGAUGAUGACCUUCAAUAUGUGGAUCAUGACUAUGAAGUACCACAGCAAAAAGGUUUGAAGAAGAUAUGUAACAGGGUGAAAUGGACACGUGAUGAGGAUGAAAGACUAAAGAAGCUGGUGGAACAAAAUGGUACAGAUGAUUGGGCUUUCAUUGCUAGUCAUCUACAAAAUCGUUCAGAUUUUCAGUGCCAGCAUCGAUGGCAGAAGGUACUAAACCCAGAAUUGAUUAAAGGUCCCUGGACUAAAGAAGAAGAUCAGAGGGUUAUUGAAUUAGUUCAGAAGUAUGGUCCAAAGCGCUGGUCUCUAAUUGCAAAACACCUGAAAGGAAGAAUAGGCAAGCAAUGCAGAGAGAGAUGGCAUAACCAUCUCAAUCCUGAGGUAAAAAAGUCUUCAUGGACAGAAGAAGAGGACAGAAUAAUCUAUGAAGCUCACAAGCGUUUGGGAAACCGAUGGGCUGAAAUAGCAAAACUCCUUCCUGGAAGGACUGAUAAUUCAAUUAAAAAUCACUGGAAUUCAACAAUGCGAAGAAAGGUGGAACAGGAAGGAUAUUUACAAGAUGGUAUAAAGUCUGAAAGAGCUAGUUCAUCCAAACUUCAGCCCCAACCUUGUCUGACUAUGGAACACUUGCACACUGAGAAUCAAUUUUACAUACCUGUUCAGACACAUAUUCCAGCAUACCAGUAUGCCUCACCAGAAGGCAGCUGUCUAGAACAUGCUUCAGCUUCUUCCAACUUAGUUCAGCAGUCAUUUAUUGAUGAUGAUCCUGAUAAAGAAAAGAAAAUAAAGGAACUUGAAUUGCUACUUAUGUCAGCAGAGAAUGAAAUCAGAAGAAAACGAGUGUCUUCUCAAGUUUCCAGCAACUUACCUUGUUGGUCUGGAAGUUUUGUCACGGAAGAUUGUGUGUCUAAUACACUAAAUAGCUUUGGGGAACAAACAAGUGAGUUCUACAGCAUGGAUGAGACCCACGGCACAUCUGUUCAGCAGAAUUCACCACCUAAGUAUUUGGCUGUGGAAGCAAAUACAAUGUUAUCAUCUCUACAAACCAUUCCAGAAUUUGCAGAGACUCUAGAGCUUAUUGAAUCUGAUCCUGUAGCAUGGAGUGAUGUCACCAGUUUUGAGCUUUCAGAGGCUGUUGCAUCUCCGGUCAAGCCAGCUCCAGUAAAACUAAUGCGGAUUCAACACAAUGAAGGGGCUGCUGAGUGCCAGUAUAAUGUCAGCGUUGUGCUCGAUGGCAAAAAACACAGUAGCAUCAGUGGCGAGGAAGAAGCAGUUUUUCCAGCAACCCCAAACUUAACUAAAUUCAGCACUCCACCUACUAUCCUAAGAAAGAAAAAGAGAUUGCGUGUUGGGCAAUCACCAGUUAAUGAACUGAAUGAUGGCUUGUGUAAUGAUGCCAUCAAUGUUGCACUAAAGCACACACCAGUGAAAACACUACCAUUUUCUCCAUCACAGUUUUUCAACACUUGCUCUGGAAAUGAACAAUUUAACCUUGAAAAUCCUGCAUUUACAUCGACUCCAAUCUGUGGGCAGAAAGUUCUUAUUACGACUCCCCUACACAAGGAAAUGACACCAAAAGAUCAAAAGGAAAAUGUGGGUUUUAGAACUCCCACAAUUAGAAGAUCUCUUUUGGGUUCAACACCAAGGACGCCAACUCCUUUUAAAAAUGCUUUGGCUGCUCAGGAAAAAAAGUAUGGUCCCCUCAAACUUACGUCACAACCACUUGCCUUCUUGGAGGAAGACAUUAGGGAAGUUUUGAAAGAGGAAACUGGAACAGAUAUAUUUCUCAAGGAGGAAGAUGACACUGUGUAUAAAAGCUGCAAGCAGGAGCACAACUCUUCUAAAAAAGUCAGAAAAUCACUGGUCCUGGAUCCCUGGGAAAAAGAAGAGGUUGGUGCCCAGCUCUUCACAGAAGAUAGUAGUUUAGAUGUACAGUCAGAAAAUGCAUAUACCACAUCUUUAUUAAUGAUACCAUUGUUGGAAGUACAUGACAACAGAUGUAACCUGACAUCAGAAAAACAGGAUACAAAUCCAGCAAACAAAGCAAAUGCAGUAAUUAAGAAGAAACUGAAUGCAUGUGCUUCAAAAAAUGUCAAAAUGGAGAAAGCUCUUCAGUCAAAUUGUGAAUGGGAAGCAGUUGUUUAUGGAAAAACAGAAGACCAGCUUAUCAUGACUGAACAAGCAAGAAGAUAUCUGAGCACAUACACAGCUACCAACAGCACUUCCAGGGCUCUGAUACUGUGAUGGUCACUGCAACUGACAACCAUCUCUUUCCAUUGAAACUGACACAAUGUUGAAGGUGAUUCCAGCACAAUACUUGUGAAUUCAGUCUUUACUUUGAGACAGUCUGCCAAGGGAAACCUUAAAGCUACCUUAAAGCUUCCUUUCUUUUUUUGACUGACAAAGAACAGACAUGAAGCGCUUGUAUUCUCUGCAAAGGGAUAGUACAAACAGUUCUGCAAUGAAUUUCUUAAAUAUUAAAAAAGUAACACCCUAAAAUAUGAUAAAGAAUGGUAAAAUACAUUGCAGUACUGACAACAUACAGUUUUUAGGUCUAUUUUUCAUAUUUAUUCUUUUGACUUGCAUCGCUUUUUUUCUGUUAGUGCAUUUUCAAUAUAGAGUAGGUUUAUAGGUUGUUACUGGUUUCCAAAUGAGCAACAUACAUGACUGAAUGUGCUUUUGCUUAUGUAGCAUUUUUCUAGUAUAUAAAGAAACACAAUGGAAAGGAGUGUAAAGGAAGGAUAGAAAGUUGCACUACUAAUUUUUUUGGUAUGCUGCAAAACAAUGAAAUUAACUACAGUGUUAAAUAUAUUUAUUUGCAAAUGGUACUAGAAGUAGGCAGAGGAGGGUGAAUUAGGUUUUAGUGUAAAGCAUCAGUAUUUUCUUCAUAAAUCUCAAAAUGAGAUGAUUGUUGAAUGUAUUGUACAGUAUGUAGGAACAGGGAAAAUUUUGUAAAUUGGAAAGGAGUCUGUUUUUAUAAUUUAUUUUCAUUUUAAAGCUUAAAUGUAGAUAUUUAUAUGUAUGCAGGUUGUCUAGAAGCCAACGUUGUUUCCUGUUAAAACAGCUAAAAUGAAAAAAGGACAAGUUUAAAGUAUGGAAUAGCAGAAGAAUUACAGUGGUGAAGUGUACAAAUCUAUACUGUAUGUUACAUCUACAUAAAGAUUGCACUAUAACCCUUAAAUCAUGUUGGUCUACAAAAUAAUUACAAGGUAUACUUAUAUUAUACAGCAGCUGUUCCUGUACCUUGUUUAAAUAUAUUUAGAAAGGAAUGGUGAGGUCCUAUAUGUGACCCAGGAGUACU
Messenger RNA from Gymnogyps californianus (California condor), 3430 nucleotides. It is a transcript of the gene MYBL1, whose product is annotated as MYB proto-oncogene like 1. The transcript has 16 exons. Bases 106 to 2373 code for a protein of 755 amino acids. Gene Ontology annotation, molecular function: DNA-binding transcription factor activity, RNA polymerase II-specific; RNA polymerase II cis-regulatory region sequence-specific DNA binding. Gene Ontology annotation, cellular component: nucleus. The record is from RefSeq and is a predicted model, not a curated record. Gene Ontology annotation, biological process: regulation of DNA-templated transcription. Lineage: Eukaryota; Metazoa; Chordata; Aves; Accipitriformes; Cathartidae.